CAGGUUGCAGAGGCUGAAGGAUGAACUUCUUGCCGAGAUCAUUUUCGUGGGAGCUUAAGUUGCCUGUCUCUCUUUUCUUUGCGGACUUCGGUGGAUGCGUAAAAACACUUAAGUUAUAAGCGAAGUAGCGGAGACGGAAGUGUCAAAGAGGAGCGGAGGAUUCACUUGAGAGACAGAGCAUGAGCACACCAUCCUCAGGUCGGAAGACCCCAGUGGACCACGGUGUCCAGAUCCGCUUCAUCAAUGACAUCUAUGAAGCAAGAGGUGGACAGCCCGGGUCCCAGCCGAAGCCCAAGACUCAUACCUCAUCCAAAUAUGGCGUGGCGGUGAGGGUGCAGGGUAUUGACGGCCAACCAUAUGUGGUCCUGAAGGACGGACAAAAAGGAGACUCGUAUGGAGUUCAGCUCAAGACGUCAGGCUACAGUAGCCUUCCACGGAGGAGAGACAAGGCAGAGUCACAACCACAGGGGGUGGAUGUGGGAGGAGGAAGUGGAAGAGGACAAGGAGCGGCACUGCGCCGGGUCCAGUCCCAUGGGUCACUGCUGGACAGGGAUGGAGAGGGAGGGGCAGGUAAUGAAGAUUUUCAGCUGUCCAGGCCACCAGGGGAUGGGAAGUCUGGGAGUUAUGGAAACCUGGAUGGAGGAUUAGGAUUAAGAGGAGAGAGAGAGCAGCCCCGGCAUGUCGGUGGUAGAGAGAGGGGCACGGAGAGGAAUGCGUGGGGUGGUUCAUAUCAGACGGGGCUCAACGGGUCAGUGAGAGACAAUCACUCCUACCCUGACCGUCCUCAGUCCUCAGGGUUUCAGUCUAAUCAGAGACAGACCGGUGUUAACAGACAAGUGAACAGGUUUGACGGUGGCAGCACCGUGGACCAACAGAGAUACCAUCAACAAGAUCACACCGCUGCAUCGCCUGCUCUCAGCCCCAACCUCCUCACGUCACCUCCAUCCUCAACUCACAGCAGCUUGACGCGCAGCCAGGAAGCUGCCAGCGGUUAUCCUGGACACUCUGCUAAUCAGUGGUCUUCACCAGGGAGAUAUGCUCCUGUGGCAGCACCACAGGCCAGUCUGACUGAGGCACAAGUGACCCCUGACCUUUUGCUGGACCAGGGUCAGAGUGCAGAGAUGAGCAGUGAGGAGGAGCAGGUCAUGCAGACUGUGUACAACAUUCUGAAGCAAGGAAAUAACGAGAGUGACGCUGUGAUCAGGCACAAAGUCACGCUCAUCUUUCAGAGGAUUCCGAGUAGAAAAUCCAAUGAGAUGCAGAGGGAAGAGUGGACGAGAGAAAAGAGGGUGCUUGAGAGAAAAAUCGCUGAACUGCAAACUGCCCUGCAGGAGAAAAAAAUGGACUCUGAAGUCGCUCUGAAAGCUGAGCUGGAAUGCUGUCUGGAUGAAAACCUGCAACUCCGGGAGACGCUGGACCGGAAGAAGACGGAAUUAAAUGAAACACAAUCAGAGCUGACUCAGCUGCGUAUGGAAAGGGAGAAUGCAGAGGCACGAGUCAGAGGGAUGGAGGACCAGCUGGCUGAGCUUCAGGAGGAACUAAGGAGAGAUAAUGGCAGCAAGACGGACCUGAUGUCUUGUCAGACACAGCUGAUGGACGUCUGCCAGCUGAAAAACAAGCUGGAGGAGACGCUGAGGCAGAGGGAGAGGGAGCUAACGGCUCUCAAAGGAGCACUGAAGGACGAGGUGGCCACACAUGACAAAGAGAUAGAGGCACUCAGGGAGCAGUACAGUGCCGACAUGGAGAAGCUCCGCAGCAGCAUGGAACAGGUGUCUCAGUCUCACGCAGGGAUUGAAGCGGAGCGGUUACGUGUCAAUGCAUCGGUUCGCUCUCUCCAGCAGCAGUUGGAGGACUGUAGAGACGAGAGCAGCCACUGGAUGGAGCAGUUUCAUUCCACCAGGGAUGAGCUGAGGACAACUAAACAAGAAGAGCCAGCCAGCAGGCCUGAAACACCACUCCUGCAAGCUCGCAUGGACAAAGAGGAGUUUGAGGAGGAACUGAAGGAGCUCCAGGACAGAAUGAGCACCAUGAAACAACAGAUACCAGACCCUAGCCAAUCACAGACUCUCAACAAGGAGCUCCAGCAGUCCACCGCUGAUCUACAGAAGGCUAAGGCUGAGGUGGAGAAGCACAGGACCGAGUUUGACAAGAAGGUCAUGGAGGUCAUCGCCAUAAAAAAGUCUCACCAGAACCAAGAGGCAGAGAUGAAGUAUGAGAUUGACAGGCUAAAGGGCCAACUGCAGAGGGCCAAAGAUGACUGUGCCAGAGCACAGGAGAAAAACAAACGGCUCCCAGACCCAGCCACUAUCACAGAGCUGGAGCAGAAGCUUGACGUGGCACUUACUGAAGCUACCCAGCUCAAAGAGAAACUCUCACUGGCUGAAGACGACCUGGAGUCCAGUAAAACAAAUCUAAGCAGGGCUCAGCUGGACCUUAACUUGCUUCAAGAUUCCCAGCAGGAACAGAAAGAGGUCAACACACGUCUCAAAGAGAAACUCUCGCGAAUAGAGGCUCAGCUGCAGACCAACGCUACCGAGAGCUCAGAGGCGGAGCUCGCCCUGCACUCUGAGGUAAGAGGCCUGAGAUCUGAGCUGGAUGAGGCCAAGAGAAAAGCAUCCAGACUGAGCCAAGAGCACCGUGAACUCACUCUGCGUCUGGAGGAUGAAGCGAAAGAAAAGGAAUUGCUCCGGCAAACCAUUAGCCAACUGGAAGAGACCAAACAACAACAAGAGAGAUCUCUAGACAAACUCAACAAAGAGUAUGACACUAUGUCCAUGUCCUCAAGAGAGGAGACACAGGUUCUUCGGGUUCAGCUGGAGGAGCAGAGAGAGAAAGCACGCAAGGAAAUGCAGGAGGUGCAGCGCCAUGAAGAUGACGCUCAGUCUGAGCUUGAAAGAAGUCGCACAAGUUUAAGAAGACUUGAGGAAGAAAUAUCAAGACAGAAGAAGGAGAUCCUGCUUGUGUGUGAAGAGAGAGACAACCAUCAGCUGGAUAAAGAGCUUCUUAGCAACAGACUGCGCCACCUGGAGGGAGAGUUGGAGAACAGCAAAAACAUCUUCAAUGAGAAAGCACGGGAGAUUCGCCUUCUAGAGGACAAGCUGAAGCGCAUGGAGUUGGAGCUGGAAGAGGAGAAAAACAGUGUGGAAAUGCUGACCGAUCGGGUGACCAGGAGCAGAGACCAGAUUGAUCAGCUCCGCUCUGAGCUCAUGCAGGAGAGGUCCUCCAAACAGGACCUGGAGCUGGACAAGAACACCCUGGAGAGACACCUGAAGGAGCUGAAGAGUCGUGUGGUUGACAUGGAGGGUCAGUCUCGCUCCUCAGCAGGAAUCUCCCAGCUGGAGAGCAAGAUCCAGGAGCUUGAAGAAAGCGUACGCAGUGAGGAAAGGGAGAAAAACUCAAUCUUGUCAACUCAGCGUCGUCUGGAGAGGAAACUUAAAGACCUCAAUAUGACACUGGAUGAGGAGAGAGAAGCACACACUGAGCAGAAAGACCAGUUUGCUCUGAGAGUGAAGGCUCUAAAGAGGCAGGUGGAUGAAGGAGAGACAGAGUUGGAAAGGAUCGAUGGUCUGAGAAGAAAAGCUCAGAGAGACAUGGAGGAACAGAUGGAGAUUAAAGAGGCCUUGCAGAGCCGAGUCACAGCUCUGGAGGCUGAGCUCAAGAGGAAGAGUCAAGCAAAAAUGCGCCCGGCUUUGGACUCGUCGGCUCUCAGCUCAGAUGACGAUGACAGCAUUUAUGACCCGUCCUCCAUCACCUCCAUUCUCACUGAGAGCAACCUCCAGACCAGCUCCUGUUAGAGCGGCACUUUGGAGACAGGUACGAGGGAAGAAAAUAGCACUGCAACAAAACAUAAUGGUAUUGUGGUAUGGUAGUGUAGUUUAGGAAUUUAGGAUUUAAGCUUAAAGGCACAACGGUGAGCACUACGUGUUAAUUAGCCAUAUUGUAGAGUUAAGGAGGGUAAAAGGAUUUUCCCCACCCACGUGAAUAGAAGGAAACAAAACAUCCUCUUCAUUUCAGGGACUUCACUUCAGACAACAAUGCACUCUGAUUUUCUCCUUGGUAUAGUGGGAAAGAAUGUGAUUCAUGAACAUGGUAAACUGCCAAUACAUCCCGCACCGUUUGAGAGAUUUUUGCAUCAAGCACUUAUGGUACGAUGUUAGGAUUUUUGUUUUAUUUCAAGAAAAUAAAGUAGUACCUGCUCCUGAGUUUUUAUAUGUAUUUAUACACAUAUAAAUCAAAAGAUUAUGAUAUCUCCUUUCAAUUUAGUCUUGCAUACAAAUCAUGUUUCAUGUCCACAAAGGAGACGUCUGUCCCCAUUUCAUGUUUUUGUUUUUGUUUUUUUUACAAAUUUACACAAACACAAGAAUCAACAUUUACAUCCGCUGAACACUAGAAAACGUCUGUUAAUCAUUUAACUGUGUGGAAAUGAAACGUUAAGACACUGACUGACUGACUGAUGAAUAAUGUUCUCAUUGUUUCCUCAUGAAAACUGUUUACAUGCCGGACAUGUUUAGAUCCUGUGCCGUUCACACAUCACAGGUGGAACUACAGAUAAACAAGGACUGAAUGGUUAACUCUGAGAUCGCUAUGAUGGACAACAGGGAUUUAAAAAACAAUUCCUAUUGUAAGGCACAAAUAACUUUCAUAACCAGAUCUAAUGGUUGAGUACUGUACAUUAUUCUUGGAUUUUGUUUAGGGAAAUCAAAAAGUAUAUAUAUGUUCUAUAGUUUUCGAGCUUCUGGUGAUUAUUUGUCUGGCCUUUUUCUACUUUUCUUUUUUUCUUUGCUCACUCAAACACGAUUGUAUAAUAUGGUGUGACACUAAUACACAGUAGCGUCUUAAAUGUAUUUUCUUAGACAGAGAUGCACAUUAUUUUUCCAAAUGAGUAAUAAAAUAUCAAACAUGUAAAGACUGUAUCUGUAGCAGUUUGCAGACCUUUUUACAAAUAUCUUUGUAAACCUUUCUAAAAAUAAUUCACAAACCGGCUGAAGCUACAGAAUUCCUAUGCAUUCAUUAUAUGAAGUCAAACAUAUGUAAUGUUAUCUCAUUAUACUGCCUUAAAAUGACUACAAACUGUUUUUUUUUUGUUGUUUUGUAAGAUUUUGUAGAAUGAAGUCAUAAACUGAAUAAUCAGUUAUAAUUCAUUACAUUGCGCUGUAAUGUUUCUAUCUUUCCAGUGAAGCUGGAAAAUGGUACUGUAAUUGUUCACUGGAAAGUUUUCAUACUGUAAUUGUACUUUAUUGCGAAGUAGAUCCUUUUUUUUCUCUAUCGUGCAUAAAACGACAUGCAAAUAAAACUCUCAUGUCAAACUGA
Solea senegalensis (Senegalese sole) is the source of this 5310-nucleotide messenger RNA. RefSeq names its product cingulin (gene cgna). The coding region runs from base 180 to 3794 and encodes 1204 amino acids. The transcript has 21 exons. NCBI's taxonomy places the organism in Eukaryota, Metazoa, Chordata, Actinopteri, Pleuronectiformes, Soleidae. The record is from RefSeq and is a predicted model, not a curated record. Gene Ontology annotation, cellular component: myosin complex.